Caenorhabditis briggsae is the source of this 537-nucleotide messenger RNA. Bases 1 to 537 code for a protein of 178 amino acids. NCBI's taxonomy places the organism in Eukaryota, Metazoa, Nematoda, Chromadorea, Rhabditida, Rhabditidae. The record is from RefSeq and is a predicted model, not a curated record. The transcript is spliced from 3 exons.
AUGCGACUGAUUUGCCUUCUGUUUCUACUCAUUUCGCUUCUGGAGUCAGCUCCAAGUACUUCAGAAUGCAAAUACGAAUCCUUCAAGGCUAAAACGUGUCUAAAGUUCAUCACAGCUGACGUCGAGAAGAUUGGUCCCAAGGAGGAAUUUGACGCAAAAAAGUCGAAAUUCCAAGACUUUUUCACUUGUCUCGGAGAACCGAAAUGUGAACACUCACGAAUGCUUCUAAAAAUAGAGAAGACAUAUAUGGAUAUAAUGGAGAGAUUCAGCGAGAUUCAUUCAUGUCUUGGAAAUAGAACCUACGAACGACACAAGCACACAUGUAAUUAUAAGGAGAAACUUUUGAAUCGAAAGGACCCCAAAUUCGCCGAAUGUAUGAUUGAGAAAGUUGGAAAAGAUGAGAAAUGUAGUUCUGCCGACUUUGAAAAGUUCAAGGAGAGCAUGAAAUUGAUGCCAGGGAUGUUCAGAAUGAUGAGUGAUUAUAAGGAAAAACGAGACGAAAUCGAAAAAAUGAGUGAUAAGAAAAAUGAUAAUUAA